Messenger RNA from Manis javanica (Malayan pangolin), 1446 nucleotides. The record is from RefSeq and is a predicted model, not a curated record. Lineage: Eukaryota; Metazoa; Chordata; Mammalia; Pholidota; Manidae.
AUGGUAGUUCCCCCUCCCUCCCGGCAGUCUCAGCCGCUCGCCGAGUACCCGUAUGGUCGGUGUGCGGUGGUCGGAAACGGGGGCAUCCUGAAUCAGUCUCUCUGCGGAGCCGAAAUUGACAAAUCUGACUUCGUUUUUAGGUGUAACCUCCCCCCAACCACUGGAAAUGUUAGUAAAGAUGUUGGCAGGAAAACCAAUAUUGUGACUGUAAAUCCCAGUAUCAUAAAACUGAAAUAUGGGAAUUUAAAAGAAAAGAAAGCAGUAUUUCUGGAGGACAUUGCAACCUAUGGAGACGCAUUUCUUCUUCUGCCGGCAUUUUCCUUCAGAGCCAACACUGGUUCCUCUUUUAAAGUGUAUGAUGUGCUGAAGCAAUCUAAAGCAAGACAGAAGGUUAUAUUUUUCCAUCCUAAGUACCUGAAAAAUCUUGACCUUUUCUGGAGAACUAAAGGUGUGACAGAGUAUCGCCUGUCCUCCGGCUUGAUGAUCACAAGUGUGGCAGUUGAACUGUGUGAAAAUGUGAAGCUGUAUGGAUUUUGGCCCUUCUCUAAAACUGUAGAAAACACACCUGUCAGCCAUCACUACUAUGACAACAAUUUACCUAAGCGUGGCUUCCAUGAGAUGCCCAAAGAAUAUAGCCAAAUUCUCCAACUUCACGUGAAAGGAAUCCUCAAAUUACAGUUCAGCAAAUGUGAAAUAGCGUAAGCAAAGUGUCUUGAAGUGGGAAUGUUUUUAAUAUAGUGCAGCUGGUGAGUAACAAUGUUUCUGGACCCUGAAAGAGGUGGUUGUAGAGGACUAUAGGAAGAGCCCCCAAACAUGGUCUGAUCAGAGCUCCCAACUGCGCUUGCAACCUCAGCAACUCGCACAUUUGUUCUGGUCUUCAGUCCUGCUCCCUGUCAAAUGAAGACUAUGGUAUCUAACUCAUAUUAAGAAAAUGUGAAAACUCUUGGCAGAGUACAGGUAGAGUCUCAGUGAAUAUUUCCUUGUUGGUAUUUAUGACAGUCAAAUCCAGCCCUCAGCAGAUGGAUAAUGAAAGGCAGGCCAUCUGAAAGACCCUUUCACCAGAGAACAGACAAAUUGCCAGUAUUCCCAGGGGUUCUUUCUCUGGCAGGCCUAUUAUCAAUAAUGUCCAUCUCAUCUUUCUUCCUGUCUUAAAGUGUGUGUAGAAGAAAAUUAUGUAUUUAAGAAACCAUUGAUAUUCAGGAAUUAAAUCCUUCUCUUUGUAUGGUAAUAUGCCUGCUGCUAAUUACCUUCACUUAGGUCUUAGCUGAGAUGAUGCAUUGGUUGGAUUUUGGCCAGUUCUUUCCCUCCUUUAUCUACACCUUUGAGUCACUCUUUAUAAUUCAUAUUAACUUCCUGCCUUGCUGUUAAAUCUUUUCCUCUUCCACUGACAGAAUCUCCUUCAAGGACAUGAGUAUGUACCACACCUGGGUUUUCUUACUUCUUGUC